UGGAAAACAUAUCAGAUGUUCUGGUGUCCUAUUCUUAUUGCGAUCAAAGGACCCAUGCGGCAGCGCCCCCUUGCACUUGGCCUGCCGGUUCCCGCCGACCGCCGGCCACGGGGCAGACCCUGUUGACCCGUCCGUCAGCUUGCGCGUGGAGGUCGUCGCGCUGCUGUUGCGCGCCGGCGCCGCGCCCUCCGCGGUCGACGCCGCGGGGCGGCGCCCGGUGGCGCCAAGGGGCCCAGAUCUCAGACGAUUUGGGAGGGACGAGCGGAGUGCAGUGGAGGUGGCCCUCGUGCCUGGCUUCUGCGCGGCCUCUGUGCCCGCGUGCGACCGCCUGCGCGCGAUGCUGCUGGCCGCGGAACGCCAGUGGCGCCGGCGCAGCCUGGCCGUGCUGCGCGCGCAGCUGCAGCGGGGGCGCUCGGAGAGGAGCAAUGCUUGCCUGGACUGCCUCGGGGGGGACGAGGCCAAGUGCAUCCUGGAGUUCCUGUGAGCGGGGGCGCGGCCACCGCCGCAUGCGCCCGCCUGCGCGUGCACGGUCCGAGCCCUCCUCUGUUCCCCCAGAGUUUUUUCGUGCC
Prorocentrum cordatum is the source of this 569-nucleotide messenger RNA. Lineage: Eukaryota; Dinophyceae; Prorocentrales; Prorocentraceae. The record is from the annotation of a GenBank genome assembly.